UCCCGGUCCUCGGAAUACCAAUCUGACUCUGUUAUAUGAUUGCCAAUCUUCAUCGAGUCUUAGAAUCUUUCCUUGCAAUUCUUCAAAUAACAACAAUGUUUCCAUAACUACAGAUAAUAUCCGUGGAGAUGGAUGUUCAGCUAAUGCUAGAGUUCCUGUUCUUCAAUCUUGUUGGGGAAGAUUUCGAAAUAAAACCUUGGAUUUGGAAGAAGCACUGGAAACAAGAUUCGAGGUGCAAUGGGAAGAGGAUAUGGAAGCCUGCUGGAAGUGCAAUGCUUCCGGUGGAGGCUGUGGUUUUAACGAUUCAAACUAUCAAACAGUCUGCUACUGCCCGUCAAGAUUUGAGAGUUCAUCAGAUCCUAACGAAUGCCAUCAAUCCCAUCUCCCACCAUCUUCAGCAUAUACCAAAAAACAACAAUAAUACCAAAGGUGGGUCCAAAUCCAAGUUGAAGCUGGCUCCAAUUUUAACGGGAUUAACAGUUGCUGGAAUUGUAUUGGUUUUUUCCGUUUGCUUCAUUGUCCUAAGGUUCAAAGGAAAAUCAUUAUCGAAGAUAAACGACGAUGCUAGGAUUGAGGUAGCAGGUGGGGAGGGCAGAGGGAGGCCAUACCUUAGGCCGGCUGCCGAAAAUCGCGGAGGGUAG
Molecule: messenger RNA, 641 nt
Organism: Gossypium raimondii (Peruvian cotton)
Lineage: Eukaryota; Viridiplantae; Streptophyta; Magnoliopsida; Malvales; Malvaceae
Exons: 4
Coding region: 129-641 (170 amino acids)
Source: RefSeq, a predicted model, not a curated record